CUUCGAAUGACAGAAACACAGCACGAUGUGGACCUUCAUCUUGCUCCUCUUCUGGGGGUGUUGUGGUAUAUGUAGCUGUGAAACAGUCACAUUAACCCCACCGGAAUCAGCGGCAUGGCGUCGGCUGCUGAAUCUGACAGGGACGGCUUUUGAAACGAAUGAGUGUGUGGAUACCACUGUCUGCCCAGCUUAUGCAACCUGCACCGACACUCCAAAAAGUUACUACUGCACUUGCAAACAAGGAUUCCUGUCCAGCACCGGAGAGACAGAGUUCAGGGGCUCAGGUGUGGAAUGCAAAGAUAUAGAUGAGUGUUCUCAAAAUCCCCUACAAUGUGGUCACAACUCAAUCUGCAAAAACCUGCCAGGGAGGUACAAGUGCAGCUGUUUGCCUGGUUUCUCUUCUCCUACUGGAAACAACUGGAACCCUGGAAAGCCAGGUCGUUUCGCCUGUACAGAUGUGGAUGAAUGUGUGGAUCCCAGAGCCUGCCCAGAGCGUGCGACUUGCCACAACAGCCCUGGAAGCUACUAUUGUGUCUGCAACCCAGGAUUUGUUUCUAGAAGUGGAAACGCGAGAUUCCUCGGUCCUGGAGGGACAUGUGAAGAUGUUGAUGAAUGUGCGGAUCCCAGAGCCUGCCCAGAGCAUGCCACUUGCCACAACAGUCCUGGAAGCUACGAUUGUGUCUGCAACCCAGGAUUUGUUUCCAGCAGUGGAAACAUGAGAUUCCGCGGUCCAGGAGAGACGUGUGAAGAUGUGAAUGAGUGUGCGAGUUCCACCAUCUGCCCAGCUCAUGCAACCUGCAUCAACACUUUGGACAGUUACUACUGCACUUGUGAACAAGGCUUCCGGUCCAGCACCAGAGAGACACAGUUCAGGGGCCCAGGAGUCGAAUGCAAAGAUAUAGAUGAGUGUUCUCAAAGUCCCCUACAAUGUGGUCUUAACUCAGUCUGCCAAAACCUGCCAGGGAGGUACGAGUGCAGCUGUUUGCCUGGUUUCUCUUCCCCUACUGGAAACAACUGGAACUCGGGAAACCCAGGUCAUUUCGCCUGUACAGAUGUGGAUGAAUGUGCGGAUCCCAGAGCCUGCCCAGAGCAUGCGACUUGCCACAACAGUCCUGGAAGCUACUAUUGUGUCUGCAACCCAGGAUUUGUUUCUAGCAGUGGAAACGCGAGAUUCCUCGGUCCUGGAGGGACAUGUGAAGAUGUGGAUGAAUGUGUGGAUUCCAGAGCCUGCCCAGAGCAUGCGACUUGCCACAACAGUCCUGGAAGCUACGAUUGUGUCUGCAACCCAGGAUUUGUUUCCAGCAGUGGAAACAUGAGAUUCCGCGGUCCAGGAGAGACGUGUGAAAGUGUGGAUGAAUGUGCGGAUCCCAGAGCCUGCCCGGAGCAUGCCACUUGCCACAACAGUCCUGGAAGCUACUAUUGUGUCUGCAACCCAGGAUUUGUUUCCAGCAGUGGAAACAUGAGAUUCCGCGGUCCAGGAGAGACGUGUGAACAUGUGAAUGAGUGUGCGAGUUCCACCAUCUGCCCAGCUCAUGCAACCUGCACCAACACUUUGGACAGUUACUACUGCACUUGUGAACAAGGCUUCCUGUCCAGCACCGGAGAGACACAGUUCGUGGGCCCAGGAGUCGAAUGCAAAGAUAUAGAUGAGUGUUCUCAAAACCCGAGACAAUGUGGUCUUAACUCAAUCUGCCAAAACCUGCCAGGGAGGUACAAGUGCAGCUGUUUGCCUGGUUUCUCCUCUCCUACUGGAACCAACUGGAACCCGGGAAAGCCAGGUCGUUUCGCCUGUACAGAUAUUGAUGAGUGCUCCCAAGAUCCAUCACGGUGUGGUCCCGAUUCUGUCUGCACCAACGCCCCAGGCUCCUACAGCUGUAGCUGCGUUGUGGGCUUCCGUCCCAAUCCAGAAGGCUCCUGGAAACAUGGCAACUUCAGCUGCGAAAUGGUUCCCUUCAAGUGUAAAGAAGAUGUGUUACCCAAGAAUGAGCAGGUCCGGCUAUGCCAAGAGGGAGCAGCGGUGGAGCCUGAAUAUGUUUCCUUUUGUGCACUAAUGAACACCACCUUCAGCAUCCUGGACGAUGCCUGUGAGAACAAAUCCACCGUCGUUUCUCUGAAGAAUACGGCUGAGAGUGUUACCUCUGUGCUUGAGCAAAAGUCCACGUGGUCCAACUUCACCAAAGAAAAAACGUCCACCCUGGCCAUAGUCUUACUGGAGACCGUGGAGAGCACCACGUUGGCAGCGUUCCUGAAAUCCUCAGAGAAUGUCAGUCAGUCUAUUCAGACGGAACACCUAGAUAUUAAGACCCAAGUUAUUAACGAAGAAUGCCCUGAGGAGAACACUGUCUUUAACUUGAAAGCCAAAGGGGAUGAGAUGAAGAUUUGGUGCUCCACAAUUGAAGAAUCUGAAUCCACAGGGACCACUGGAGUGGCAUUUGUCUCCUUUGUGGGUAUGGAGUCUGUUUUGGAUGAGAGCUUCUUCCAAGACCCUCGGACCUUCUUGGGCUACUCCAGGAGGAAGCUAAAGAUGAAUUCUCGCAUCGCUGGGGGCAUCAUGACUGGGAAGAAGAAAGCUGGCUUCUCCGACCCAAUCAACUACACUCUGGAGAACAUCGAGCCAAAGCAGGAGUUUGAGAGCCCCAUCUGCGUUUCCUGGAGAACGGAUGCAAAGGGUGGCAGGUGGACGCCAUCUGGCUGUGUGAUCCUUGAGGCUUCCGAGACGCAUACUGUCUGCAGCUGUAAUCGAAUGGCGAACCUGGCCAUCAUCAUGGCUUCUGAGGAGCUCACGAUGGAGUUCUCUUUGUACAUCAUUAGCCACGUGGGCAUGAUCAUCUCACUGGUGUGUCUCGUCUUGGCCAUCGCCACCUUCCUGCUGUGCCGUAGCAUUCGCAACCAUAACACCUACCUCCACCUGCACCUCUGCGUGUGCCUCUUCUUGGCCAAGCUUCUCUUCCUCACCGGUGUAGACAAGACUGACAACCAGACGGGCUGUGCCAUCAUCGCGGGCUUUCUGCACUACCUGUUCCUUGCCUGCUUCUUCUGGAUGUUGGUGGAGGCCGUGAUGCUCUUCCUUAUGGUCAGGAACCUGAAGGUGGUGAAUUACUUCAGCUCUCGCAACAUCAAGAUGACAUACCUCUGUGUCUUUGGCUACGGGCUCCCGGCAGUAGUGGUGGCUGUCUCCGCCGGCGUGAAACCACAGGGCUAUGGGAUGUAUAAUCGCUGCUGGCUGAAUACGGAGACGGGGUUCAUCUGGAGUUUCCUGGGGCCAGUUUGCACAAUCAUAGUGAUCAAUUCCAUCCUCUUGACUUUGACACUUUGGAUCCUGAGGCAGAAGCUUUCCAGCGUCAAUGCCCAAGUCUCAACACUCAAAGAUACCAGGUUAUUGACAUUCAAGGCCUUUGCCCAUGUCUUCAUCUUGGGGAGCUCCUGGGUGUUGGGCAUUUUCCAGAUUGGACCCUUGGCUGGUAUCAUGGCCUACCUGUUCACCAUCAUCAACAGCCUGCAGGGGGCCUUCAUCUUCCUCAUUCACUGUCUACUCAACCGCCAGGUGCGGGAAGAUUACAGAAGAUGGAUUACCAGGAAGACCACACCCGGAUCCCAGUCCCAGACAUCAGGGGUCACACUGACAUCCUUUUCCUCCACUUCCAAAACGGGUUAAAGCUCUUUCUUGCUUUCAAAUACGCUAUGAAGCAACAUUUGAGGACAGCAGGUGCCGGCAGGAGCUGACGCUGAAAUCUUCUCUUCAUGGCUUAAUGUGGAAUUGCAGAUCUCACCAGCCCCAGGACUCUCUGGGUGAUUCAGAGCACUGAUGGGUGGGGCGCUCUUCCCACGUUCCAUGCGCUGGUGAGAAACAAGACUUUCUGUUCCAGAUUACCAUUUUAUCUUCUAUGUUCUGCAACCCUUUGAAUUUCCAGAGUUUUGAGGAAAUAAUAGAUCCUAGUGCAAUGGCAUGACCAAGAACAUCUGGCUACCGUUUUGUUUUCUCCUAAGUUCUCUGGCGUGUGGCUGCAAGCCUGCCUCUCCAGCGCCUGUCACAGAGUAUGGAAACGGCUUCAGGAAAUGGCUUGUCUUCUG
Messenger RNA from Diceros bicornis minor, 4071 nucleotides. It is a transcript of the gene ADGRE1, whose product is annotated as adhesion G protein-coupled receptor E1. Lineage: Eukaryota; Metazoa; Chordata; Mammalia; Perissodactyla; Rhinocerotidae. Gene Ontology annotation, biological process: adenylate cyclase-activating G protein-coupled receptor signaling pathway; cell surface receptor signaling pathway. The record is from RefSeq and is a predicted model, not a curated record. Gene Ontology annotation, cellular component: membrane. The transcript has 28 exons. Bases 26 to 3655 code for a protein of 1209 amino acids. Gene Ontology annotation, molecular function: calcium ion binding; G protein-coupled receptor activity.